Diprion similis is the source of this 750-nucleotide messenger RNA. It is a transcript of the gene mRpL11, whose product is annotated as 39S ribosomal protein L11, mitochondrial. Gene Ontology annotation, biological process: translation. Gene Ontology annotation, molecular function: structural constituent of ribosome; large ribosomal subunit rRNA binding. The record is from RefSeq and is a predicted model, not a curated record. The coding region runs from base 81 to 671 and encodes 196 amino acids. NCBI's taxonomy places the organism in Eukaryota, Metazoa, Arthropoda, Insecta, Hymenoptera, Diprionidae. The transcript has 3 exons. Gene Ontology annotation, cellular component: mitochondrial large ribosomal subunit; ribosome.
AGUUGCCGUUUAGAGCCUCAAUUAGAAACGUAAUACUCGAGCCUUACAAAAACAACUCUAUCUAAGAUUACGGUACAGAAAUGUCUCGAGCCGGAGGGAAAUUAAAGUCGAUGAGAAAAGCUGUCGCGAAAGUGGAUCAUUCAUCGAAACUGAAGACCGAUAUACCGGCUGGUAUGGCAAUGCCCAGUCCGCCGCUAGGACCUGUCCUUGGACAGCGGAACAUAAACAUUGCAGCUUUUUGCAAAGAUUUUAAUGAGAGAACCAAAGAUAUCAAAGAAGGAAUUCCAUUGCCUUGUCGAGUACGAGUGACCUCUGACCGCACUUAUGACUUGGUGAUCCACAAGCCACCAGCAACUUUUUAUUUAAAGCAAGCUGCUGGAAUUCAGCGUGGUGCAAUGCACUCUGGUCAAGAAGUAGCUGGCAAAAUAACAUUGAAACAUUUGUAUGAAAUUGCUAAGAUCAAAUCUGAAGAUCCUUCUAUGGCUUUAAUGGAUUUGAAACAAAUCUGCCAAAUGUUUGUUGGUGUGGCUCGUAGUUGUGGAAUUCGUAUUGUACGUGAAUUAGAUCCUGUAGAAUAUGGCCAAUUUUUGGAAGAACGAAAAUUAGUAAUCGAAGAGCAAAAGCGAGAAUUGCAGGAAAAGAAAGAAGCUAGAAUGCUUCGAACAGCAUAGUCACGUAGUUACUAUAAAUUUACUGAACACUUUAAGCUGUAGAAAUUAAUUUACAUAAUUCAAAUACAAAAAUUACAUG